Messenger RNA from Tetrahymena thermophila SB210, 624 nucleotides. Its product is annotated as isochorismatase hydrolase. The transcript has a single exon. The record is from RefSeq and is a predicted model, not a curated record. NCBI's taxonomy places the organism in Eukaryota, Ciliophora, Oligohymenophorea, Hymenostomatida, Tetrahymenidae.
AUGGUCGAAAAAACUGCUCUUAUUAUUGUUGAUAUUCAAAAUGAUUUUUGUGAAGGUGGAUCUCUUGCUGUUCCUGAUUCUUUAAAAGCUAUUCAUUAGGUCAACUAAAUUAGAUAAAAUAACCAUUUUGACAUAGUUGUUGUAACUAAAGAUUAUCACCCUGCUAACCAUAUUAGUUUCGCAGCUAAUCAUCCUGGUGAAAAACCAUUCACUAAUUUAAUUUUGCCAAAUGGUAAAGUAUAGGAAUUAUGGCCUCAUCACUGCGUUUAAGGAACAACCGGAGCCGAUUUACAUAAAGAUUUAGUAACUUUACCUAGUGAUAAAAUAAUUUUAAAAGGCUAAGAUGCUAAUAUUGAUUCUUAUAGUGGCUUUGGUUCAGAAGGAGAAAACACUGGGUUAUUGUAAUAUUUAAAAGAAUAGUAAGUUUCUACUGUUUACUGCGCUGGGCUUGCUUAUGAUUUUUGUGUUGGUUCUACUGCAAUUGAUAGUGCUAAGAAUGGUUUUAAAACCUACAUAGUAGAAGACGGAACUGGUUCUAUAAGUGAAGAAACUGUUAAAAAUAUGAACAAAAGAUUUGAAGAAUUCGGAGAUAAAAUAGUUAAAAUAAAUAGUGAUUAAAUUUGA